Molecule: messenger RNA, 1017 nt
Organism: Rotaria socialis
Lineage: Eukaryota; Metazoa; Rotifera; Eurotatoria; Philodinida; Philodinidae
Source: the annotation of a GenBank genome assembly
AUGUUUUUUCGUUUGUUUAUUAUUGCUUAUGUGACUUUAAUCACUGUUGAUAGUCGUAUUCUUCGAGUGAAACGACCAUUACUUUCAUUGAAUCUUAUCGAUGAAAUUAAUUCAGCACAAACAACAUGGAAAGCAGGACCAUCAAAAUUUAUGUCAUGGUCAAAACCGUCCAUUGAACGUUUGAUGGGUGUCCGUCCAGAAUAUUUCGAACAACAUAAAGAACUUCAAGUACUUGAACAUGCUGUACCAAAUGAUUUACCAGAAAAUUUUGAUGCACGUGAUCAAUGGCCUAAUUGUCCAACAUUGAAAGAAGUACGCGAUCAAGGAAGCUGUGGCAGUUGUUGGGCUUUUGGUGCUGUUGAAGCUAUGUCUGAUCGUGUUUGCAUUGCUUCAAAUGGUGCUCAAAAUGUACAUAUUUCAGCUGAAGAUCUUGUUUCAUGCUGUAAAACAUGUGGUUUUGGUUGUAAUGGUGGUUUCCCACAAGGUGCUUGGUCCUAUUUUAAAAAGACAGGUUUAGUAACUGGUGGUAAUUAUAAUUCAAAUGAAGGUUGUCGACCCUAUUCAAUUGCUGCAUGUGACCAUCAUGUUAAUAAGACUUUACCACCUUGUCAAGGUGAAGAAAAAACACCAAGUUGUGCUAAAAAAUGCGUAGAUGAUUAUUCAGUUGCAUACACUGAUGACAAGCACUAUGGUGAUAGUGUUUAUUCGAUUCGAUCAGAUGAAACACAAAUUAAAACUGAACUCUAUAAGAAUGGACCAGUAGAAGCUGCUUUUACUGUCUACGCAGAUUUUCUUUUAUAUAGUUCCGGUGUUUACCAACACACAUCUGGAUCAAGUCUCGGUGGUCAUGCUAUAAAAAUUCUUGGUUGGGGUGUUGAAAAUUCAGUGCCAUAUUGGCUUGUUGCUAACUCAUGGAAUCAAGAUUGGGGUGAUAAUGGCUUCUUCAAAAUUCUUCGUGGUAAAGAUCACUGUGGUAUUGAAAGUGGUAUUGUUGCUGGUGCACCAAAACUCAAUUAG